AAGAAACCGCGCAGUCUCGUGCGAACUCUUGCGCAACAGGCCGCGCCGCCACGCCUCCCAUGCCCGCAGAUAGUUGAUAACAAGAUGAUUGGUCGAAGGUACUUCAUAUUACUAUGUGUAACAUUAUACAUGCUUCAAGUGAAAUGUGUUGACAAAUACACAGAUGAAAAUAGACCUUAUGAAUUCGGAUUUACCAUUGACGGAGAGCAACAUCGACACGAAAAGAAAGAUGAAAAUGGGAUCAUCAUGGGCGAAUUUGGUUUCAUCACCGCAGAUGGCGUAUAUCACGUGACAGUCUACGCAACUGACGAAAACGGAAACUUUAAAAUUUUAUCAAUGAAAAAUAUUCGUGUAAAGCCAUAUCCUACCGCCAAAUCUGGUUCCGGUCCAGAAAGAGGGCGAUCUCUUGAGUACUCAUCAUCGCCUAUAGUACCUACUAAAUCAUCAACAAAUAAAAAUCAGGAACAAAACAAAAAGCAACACAAAGAAUUUCCGAAACCUGGCCCUGCUUCACCUGCUAAAUCUUGUUCACAUUGCAAACUUCCUACCACUACCACCACUACUACAGAAGCUCCAUACAUUCCUAGCAACAACAUACCGCCGGUACCAGCUAUUUCACAAGAACUAGAAAUACCACCUAAGAAUAACCAAUAUAAGGAAGAAUAUUCCCAAAAAGAGGUCAGGACACAAGAAUAUCUUCAACAAGAAGAACAACUACGACAAGGACAACAACUACAACAAGAACAACAACAAGAAAGAAAACAACAAGAAAGAAAACAACAACAACUACAACAAGGGCAGCAGCAUCAAAGUCUACAAUCACAAGGCCAGCAACAAGGUCAAGGAACGCAGCAAAAUGAACCAGAACAAGCAAGACUGCAACAGCAAGGACAGCAACAAGUAAGUCUGCUACAACAAAGAAAGCAAGAACGACAUCAGGAUCAGUUAAAUAAUGCACAAAAUUAUCCAACACAUGCAAUUGGAUUACUACAAAGAAAUUCGCAAAUGAAUUCACCGAACUAUCCACAACAGAGUUACAAUCAAGAAGAAUUGCAAAGCGAAUAUCAAAAACAGCAGCAACAACAACAACAGGACUCGAAUCAAUUCGCUGGUAAACAAAGUAUUUCUCCAUUUACUACGAGUAUCGGAUCACAACAGAACUACCCCGAACAAAGCCAAAGCGCCAAUGAUAACUAUCCACAACCAAGUUACACUCAAAGUGGUUUAGAAAACAGCCCUAACUAUGAAACAGGUACUAGCCAAAGCCAGACAAAUGUAAGAGGCAAGGGCGAAUCUAACUAUCCUGGGAGUGAUAUUUUACAAACUCAGUCAGUAGCCAGUGAUUAUCAAGGUCCAAUGCCACGGAUGCCUCCGGAAACAAAUCGUAAUCCAAAAUCUUACGAUGAUCAAUCAAAUAAAGGUAUUAAUGCGUUAAGCUCGCCUGCCAGCGCAUUUGUUCCUCGGCAGAAUUCCCCACCUAAAAAGCCGCAACUAAUAUCAGCUCAAAUACAAAUAGUUGACAAAAAUACUAACAUUCAUUACAAGCGUCCCGGAGAAAAAGAAGGCCUUCCUGAAGGGCUAACUAAAGAUGAUAUGUCUCAACUUUUGUACACGUUCAAUUACACUGUAGGCUUCCACGGCCACUUUGAAGAAGGUUAUAAAAAUGUUGCCAAAGUUGGCUACUAUUAUGUGACAGGAAGGAAUGGCGUUCGCACAAGAGUUGAUUAUGUUGCCGAUGAAAAGGGAUUCCGACCUAAAAUUACGCAAGAAAUUCUUGAUUUACUAUCAGACGAUGUACCUAAACCAGAUACGGAAAAAGAUUCAAAAUACGGACUUAAAGGCUAUGAAUUUAAAUGGCUUUAUUAUCCAGAAGAUACAAAAUAACUUUAAAAUACGCAUAAGGUAAAAUCAUCAUUUAGUUAGCAGAAAUUCAUAGUAUAUUUAAUGGUUUGUAUAUAAGAGUAAUUAUUAACUAAUAGUAAUACGACGGAAAUCUUACUGAAUAAGACUGAAAACGUACCGAGAUGAAUAAAUAUUUCUAAAUUUUAAGCAAAACAUAUUGGCACGAUUCAGUUCAAUAAUUUUUACGUCGUAAUCCUUAAU
Messenger RNA from Papilio machaon (common yellow swallowtail), 2103 nucleotides. It is a transcript of the gene l(3)mbn, whose product is annotated as bromodomain-containing protein DDB_G0280777. The record is from RefSeq and is a predicted model, not a curated record. NCBI's taxonomy places the organism in Eukaryota, Metazoa, Arthropoda, Insecta, Lepidoptera, Papilionidae. The coding region runs from base 85 to 1884 and encodes 599 amino acids. The transcript is spliced from 4 exons.